This is a messenger RNA of Mauremys mutica (yellowpond turtle), 5437 nucleotides long. It is a transcript of the gene HNRNPUL2, whose product is annotated as heterogeneous nuclear ribonucleoprotein U like 2. Bases 69 to 2450 code for a protein of 793 amino acids. Gene Ontology annotation, molecular function: protein binding. The record is from RefSeq and is a predicted model, not a curated record. The transcript is spliced from 14 exons. Gene Ontology annotation, cellular component: membrane. Lineage: Eukaryota; Metazoa; Chordata; Testudines; Geoemydidae.
GCGGCCUUGAGCCCGCGCGUGCGCAGUGAGCGGCCGUAGCGACGCUUGGAGGCUGCGCGUGCGCCUUGAUGGGACUGGCCUCCCGCGCUUGCGUGGUGGUCCGUCCGUACGGUGGGCGCGCUUGCGCUGUGGUGUUGCGAGGCGGCCGUGGGGUUCGGCGCAGGCGCAGUAACGGCGCGGGCGGCCGAGGCGCUGGGUCGGUCGGAGUCUUUCGCUCGCUGCCUUGUCCCCCCCUUGCCAUGGACGUGAAGCGUCUGAAGGUGACUGAGCUGCGGGCUGAGCUGGGUCGCCGUGGUCUCGACUCCCGUGGGCUGAAGGUGGAGCUUGCCCAGCGGCUACAGGAGGCCCUGGACGCCGAGAUGCUGGCGGCCGGGCCCGAGGAAGGCGGCGCUGUUGGGGCCUGCUCUGGGGUGGAGCCGGGGCCUGCGGGGGGCCCGGUCGGAGCCCAUCCGCGUGGGGAAGGCGACGACGACGACGACGAGGACGAAGAGGAGGAGGAGGAAGAAGAAGAAGAGGACGAGGACGAGGAGGCGCUGUUGGCUGACGAGGAGCCUACGCCGGCCUUGGGCGGGGAGGCCCAGCCUCAGCCCGGGCCCCAGGAAGAGGCGGCCCAGGCCCCGGCGCAGUCCCAGCCCCAGCCCGAGGGGAGCGACGGGGGCGGCGUGAAUGGAGCUGAGCAGCCGCAGGAGGAGGGGCCCAGCGGGGACGAGGCGGCGGCGGCUGAGGCUGAGACCAAAGAGGGGGGCGAGGAGCCCGCGGAUGAAGAGGAUGAAGAUAAAUCAAAGCCAACAGGCUCAGAUGGAGAGCGGCGAGGGGUUAAGAGACAACGUGAAGAAAAGGAAGAACAUGGCCGUGCUUAUUAUGAAUUCCGAGAGGAGGCUUACAAUAGCCGGUCUAAGUCUCCACCACCACCAGAAGAGGAACCGAGAGAGGAAGAUGAUGAAACUGUUGUGAUCCUGGACACAUAUACAUCUGAUCUCCACUUCAAAGCAAGCAAGGACCGCUAUGGAGGACAACCUCUCUUCUCAGAGAAGUUCCCCUCCCUUUGGUCUGGGGCAAGGAGCACCCAUGGAGUGACAAAGGGGAAAGUCUGCUUUGAGGCAAAGGUGACACAGAAUCUCCCAGUGAAGGAAGGCAGUACGGAGGUCCCGCUUCUUCGAGUUGGAUGGUCUGUGGAUUUCUCUCGUUCCCAGCUAGGUGAGGAUGAGUUUUCUUAUGGCUAUGAUGGACGAGGGUUGAAGGCUGAAAAUGGGCAGUUUGAAGAGUUUGGUCAGCCCUUUGGGGAGAAUGAUGUGAUUAGUUGCUUUGCGAACUUUGAGAGUGAAGAGGUGGAGCUGUCCUUCUCCAAGAAUGGGGAGGAACUGGGAGUGGCCUUCCGGAUCAGUAAAGAAUCUCUUGCUGACAGAGCCCUCCUGCCACACGUGCUGUGCAAAAACUGUGUGGUUGAAUUGAACUUCGGUCAGAAGGAGGAGCCCUUCUUCCCAAUUCCUGAGGAAUAUGUGUUCAUCCACGCCAUCCCGGUUGAGGACCGAGUGCGCACGCCUCUUCCGCCCAAAACCACAGAGGAGUGUGAGGUACUGCUGAUGGUUGGGCUGCCAGGGUCUGGGAAGACCCAGUGGGCACAGAAGUACACCCAGGAAAAUCAAGAGAAACGGUACAACAUCUUGGGAACAGAGACUGUUCUCUACCAAAUGAGGACAAAGGGCCUUGAGGAUGAAGAGAUGGAUCCCAAGAGCCGAGACCUGUUAGUUCAGCAAGCUGCCCAGUGCCUUAGCAAGCUGGUCCAGAUUGCUCCCAGGGCAAAGAGAAACUACAUUCUUGAUCAGUGUAAUGUGUAUAACUCCGGCCAGCGACGGAAGCUGCUUGCCUUCAAGGGUUUCUCUCGCAAGGUGGUUGUGAUUGUCCCCAAUGAAGAAGACUGGAAGAAGAGGCUGGAGCUGAGGAAGGAGGUUGAGGGGGAGGAUGUGCCUGAAUCGGUGAUGCUGGAAAUGAAAGCUAACUUCUCACUUCCGGAGAAGAGUGAUUACUUAGAUGAGGUGAUGUAUGAAGAGCUGGUGAAGGAGGAGGCCCAGCCACUGGUCACCAAAUACAAGGAGGAGGCCAGAAAACUGCUCCCUCCAUCUGAGAAACGUGCAAACCGUCGCAAUAAUCGCAACAAGCGCAACCGUCAAAACCGCAACCGUGGCCAGGGAUAUGUUGGUGGACAGCGCCGAGGUUAUGACAAUCGAUCUUACGGACAGCAGCAGUACUGGGGGCAGCCUGGAAACAGAGGAGGUUACCGUAACUUCUAUGACCGGUACAGAGGGGACUAUGAUCGAUUCUACGGACGCGAGUAUGACUACAACAGAUACCGAGAUUACUACAGGCAGUACAACCGGGAGUGGCAGAACUACUACCAAGACAGAGACCGAUACUACAGGAACUACUACGGAUACCAAGGAUAUCGGUGAAAUCCCAGCCGUCUUCACCCUUCAGCCAAGAAGCUGAAUCUGCGGAGGUGUCUGCCACUUCCCAAAACACAACCAAUGGAAACAGGGCUGUUGGGGGGAGAGCGGCGGCGGGGGGAGGGGUGGGAGGAGGAAAAAAACUGUAAAUUUUUUUUUUAAAAGUUUGUUGAAAAGAAUAUUGUCUUAUUCUAUAAAACAUUUCAAACCUAGUUAGAUAUUUGUAAUCAAAAUGUUUGCGCAGAGAGUGCAGCACUUAGCGCUGCCUGGCCUGUACCGUGUGAUUGGGCAGGAAAACCACGUACCCUUUAACAACUUUCUAGAGCAGCUGGACUGGGAGCCGGGCAGGGAGGUGCAGGGGUUUGCAAGACGCGCUCAGUGAUGAGAACUGAACAUGUAAGAACCUGGAGGUACAGAUGAGUGAGAAUAGAGGGGCCAGCAUCCCUUGGGGGCAGAGGGGAGGGUUGGGAGGGUAGGCAAUAUUAAUUAUUGACUGAUCAUUCACUUGCAAAACUAAUUUCCUUCCAGAUUAUCAUUUGCUGAUCUAGCUUUGGGGUGAUGUGUGGGCUCUGCCCACAGUGAUUCUGGAGUCUAGUGCUCUUCAAUGACUGGUGGAGAAGGGAUCGUUUCCACCUUGGAAAAUCUGGCAGAGUUCCACGUUCCUGCUGUUGUCUCGUCUGGCAGUGCUGUGCUGGCUGGAUGUAACGUAUCCCUGGCCAAAGGCUGUGCUUUUUAGCCGAGCAGUUUGCUUCACCCCGCUGGCUAUUAAAUUUCCCUGAAAGCUUGUAAGUGGAAUCAUGAGCUGUUUUUUGGCAGAAGGAAGCACAGGAAUUUGGUAUGCCAGUCCCUAAAUUCUCGGUCUUCCCUGGCCAAAGCAGACUGUCUUGGGAGGUUCUCUCCCUCCUCCCCCCACCUUCCCCCCCCCCCCAGGCUAGCAGGCUUGGCCAGGUGCUGAAUCAUCUCUGUAUAGUGUCUGUCCUCUUUAGUGGAAGAGAAGGAACAUUUCUCAGGGUUUCUGCUGGAUCUUUUCUUCAUUAGAGCGUAAUGUGUGUGUAUAUAGGCAACCCAUGCAGUGUGUAACCUUCACCUGUGAGGAGAUAGUGCUGAGAAUAGCAACAAUUUUAUACCGUAAGAAGAGGGCACAGUUGGUAAAGUGCUCCUGUGGUUUUGAUAAACUGGUAGAGCGUGUAUAUAGGAAACUAGGGAAGGCGAUUGAGUGCAGUAGUGAACCAGCCUGAAGUGGGUGAGUGUGUGUGUGGGUGUGUGUGUGUCCUGCCCUCCCCAUGGCCUGAAAACAAUAGGGUUUUGACUUUGAUACACUCUUUAGCUGUGAAGUCUAGUCCCACAAGAGGGGAGGGGGAUUCCUGAGGACACUGUGUGAAGGAGGAUCCCUUCAGUGCUUAGGGCAUGCUUCAGUAUAAAAUUUGGGUUGUCCUCAGUCUUCAGAAUUUCUGUAAGAUUGGGUGGGAGGAGGGCAUAAUUUCAGAAAUUACUCCUUUCCCAGGCAAAUAGUUAUGUUUUGGGGGGAGGAAGGGGGCAGCUACUUCUGUAGGGUGUAGGGAGUGCAUUCAUGGCAGAAGUGGAUGUGGCUGGCUUGUAUCUUGGGGGGAAGGGGAGGAUUUAUUUUCCCAUUAUGAAAUUUUAGCAUUGAUCUUUAAUUUUGUUUCAUUCUCAUCAGUUUGUCUCCUGCCCUGCGAUUCUUCCCCCAUCCUUCUUUCCCAGUGAGGACAGGAUACCCUCUUAGGAAGUGAAUUGUAAAUACUCUUGGUUCUGGUCCUAUAGCCUUGGAUUUGGCUAGGGAGCUAAUUAUGUCCAGUCCCCCUGUUCCUUUCCCUUCCCCACCUGAAGAUAUCUUCUGCUCUCUGUGAUUUGCUGUUUGAAAUACAAACAUUUUAAUUUGUUUUAAAAAAUUGAAUUUUUUUAUUCUCUGCCUACCAUUGCAAGCUGCCCUGUCUCCAAUGCCCAUUGUCACAUCCCAGCCCAGACUAAACCCCUCCAUCCAGACCAGGACAUGGUGAGACAUGGCUCUGCCAGCACCAGAGAGCACAGGUAACAGGUCGCUGGGAUCUCCCAGCCCUGUGCCACUUCCCAAUGCAAGAACUAGUGAGAAGCAGAGUUCUACUGUCUCCAACUGCGGUGCCGCAUGUGUGUAUCUGAACGUGUGACUGUGUGACGACCGUUUUUAUAACAAAGCAACUGGUAUUUUAAAUGAUGCUUCAGGCCACUAGAAAAUUCUCUUGGGACAGGGGUAAAGGGGAGAAAGCAGGAGCCUGCAGUAGCUGUGUGCUGGCAAGGGUGUUCGAUGCUUUGGUAUUUUUAAAAAGUUCCUUCUUGGGGUGUGCUUUCCAAUUGGUGGGGCACAGGCAGCCUCCAGUGUGCAGAUCCUCCACAGCUUCAUUGAGGUUGGGGGACAUGGAGUAACUGGCACUGGAGCCAGGAAAGCUUAAAUCACUUCAGGAGGCGCUGUCAUCGUUAACAGAAUAACUUUUGAAGCUAUAGUCCUUUUUAAAUAAAACCUGUUUUUCUGGGGAUGACUAGAACUGCCACAUCCUUGUCCGUAAGACCAAGAGAUCUUAGUGACUUCAGUAGAUGUCUUUUUCUGCACAUUUUUGUUAAAAAAAAGAGAAAAAAAAGAAAAAUUAAAUGGUAAACAAGGAAAUGCAGCCUGUUUUAGAUCUGUUAGUGUUUCAUGAUUGUACGUCUUAGUUGCUGUAGAUGGAAAGCUUGAGAGAACAUGAAGGCUGUAAAUGUUUUUACAAACUGUAAAACGUUUUGAAGUGGCCAGUAAAAGGGUUUUACCAUUGAACAUGUAACUGUGUGGUUGUUUACAUCUGUAACUUUCCUUCAGAUUCUGGCAAAUGUAGGCAAUAGCUUCCAUUUUUAGAAUAAAUAACCAUUGGCUUGACUUAACAUCCUUAUGUUGCUGCACUGACUUCGUAGGUGUCUCUAUACUUUGGCUCUUCCCCUCUCCAAUAAAAAGAAAACUCAAAAGA